This is a messenger RNA of Bemisia tabaci, 3873 nucleotides long. Its product is annotated as E3 ubiquitin-protein ligase rnf146. Gene Ontology annotation, cellular component: cytoplasm; nucleus. The record is from RefSeq and is a predicted model, not a curated record. Gene Ontology annotation, biological process: Wnt signaling pathway; ubiquitin-dependent protein catabolic process. Gene Ontology annotation, molecular function: ubiquitin protein ligase activity; zinc ion binding; poly-ADP-D-ribose binding. NCBI's taxonomy places the organism in Eukaryota, Metazoa, Arthropoda, Insecta, Hemiptera, Aleyrodidae.
GCUUUCAGUCAGCGCUCAGCUGAUUUUAAUUUGGAAAGGUUCUAAUGUUAGUACUGCAUACUGCUUUUCUGAUUUUUCCAUUCUAAGUGUUUUAAAAGUAAAACUUUCAAGAUCGAAGAGCUAGCUUAUCAGGUGGACCAAAGGGCUAGAUCCUAAGUAUAUGUCAACUCAAGGUUUUUCAAUCGCUUCGGAGAUUUCAUUCCUGUCAAGUCGCACGGCAUUGUCUAAAGAAUUGAAUCACUGACUCCGGAUUGAUACUCUUUCCUCUCAAUUUGAGUACUGGCUUCCAUGAUAAUGAAUCAAGUAGCUAUUUCCUUAGAGCUCUGAGCGCAAGAAGGAAUCAUGGGCUCCACCACUCAAGUCUUCAAGGAUCUUGCAGGCAAUGAAUGCGCGGUAUGUCUGCAAACAAUAAUUCACCCUGCAGUUCUUCCCUGCGGCCAUGUUUUCUGCUUCCUAUGUGUCAAGGGCAUCGCUUUCCAGAACAAAUGCUGUGCAAUGUGCCGUCAAGAGAUUCCUUUGAGUUAUUUUGAUAAGCCUUGUCUUCUGAAUUCACCGAAUACGAGCAAAAGUAUUGAGCCUGUCUUUGAGGAUGGCUAUCAGUGGUUUUAUGAAGGCAAAAAUGGUUGGUGGCAGUACGAUGAACGAACAAGCGUUGAGUUGGAGAAUUCCUAUCAAAAGGGUGAAAAAAUGUGUCAGCUCUUGAUAGCUGGGUUCAUAUACGUAGCUGAUUUUGAAGCGAUGAUUCAAGUGCGGCAGAAUGAUCCCUCACGUAGGCGGAAAAUCAAAAGAGACCUAGCAACAAUCCAGAAGAAAGGUGUCGCAGGACUGCGCCAAGUGGAAGCAGACUUAGAAGUCAAAGCAAGCUCUUUACCCGAAUCUAGCGAAUCUAAUGGAGACUCGUCAGAGAGAUCUCAAGAAGCAGAGGGUUGUGACAGCCCAGAAAACAGUGAAAGUGUACCUGUUUCAUCGCCUGAAGAUGACACUGUAGACAGCAUUUUAGUUCGUUUCCGAAGUUUCCGACUUAGAAGUGAGUCAAGCGAUGAUAGUUGGUAAACUUAGGGUGAAAUUUUGAUCAUGUUCUCAAACAUUGUCUUAAUGCUGGAGGUUUGAAUGCUUCAGCUUUUGCAUUUCCUAUAUUCUUCUCUUGUUUCAGUUGUUAUUUUUAUUUUUUCUUUGUUUUUGCGUGAAACUCCUGAACUGAUGUAGUCUGAAUUUCAACCUGAAUCUGACUGCAGGUGUAAUUAGUCUAAACAAACCCUUCAUUAAAAGAAUUUGGUGAAAACUUUCGGAGAUAGUAGCAUUGAUUAAUGACUGUAUGGUAAUGAAAUCCAUAGAUUCCUAAAUAAAAUUACUAACCUUAGAUUAUCAAGAACUUUACAGGGACUUAGGCUAUUUUGAUAAUAAUAUUUACGAAGGUUAGGAUUGGUCUCAAAGCAUUCUAAUGCAGCUUGUUCUUACAGAAACCUUUGAUUACCAAAUAUCUUUCAGUGUAGGUAAUCUAAGAUAACCCUUGGCUUUCUUUUUUCUGAAAAUAUGAGCUUGAAGAUUUUAGUUAUCUGUUUACUUCAUAUCAGAGUUUAUUAUGAGCUUUCAACUCAAAUCUCUAUCAGGAUUCGUAAUUUUGAACACUACUCAUUGCAGGCAUUGUUCUUUUCUGAACAGAAGGCCGAUAAAAUCUUUUUCCUUGUAUAAUUUGCAUUUGACAAUCAUUAAUGAUCUUGCUUUUUCCAAAAGUUGUUUUCAUUAUUUUUAAACGUACUUCAUCUCUGCAAAAGUAUCUCCCCACUUAGAUUUUAUGAUUCUGAAGUAAAUCCAAUCUCUUAACAAAGUUCCAAAUUCUAAAAUUAAUUAGAUAGAUUUUUUAAGAUCACGAUUUCCUUAUCAUUUACUUUUAAGUGUAACUAAAUUAAAUUUAUUCUUACUUGUCAGACAGCGAGCUUCUAAGGGUUUAGCCUCUUUUUCCACAGGUUUUUUUAAUUGUUGCACUCAAAUCAAGGACAUGCAGGAUGAAAGGUGAUGAUAUAUAUUCAUCUCAAUGAUGAAAAUAGUUACAAUUUUAACCAGUUUGUACGGUCCCAACCAACAUGUAAUAAAUUUUGCCUCAAGUUAUAUCUUAACUUUGCUAUGCUAAUGAAAAUUACUUUGUUUGUGGCACCUGUUAAUUUUUCUUUGCUGUCAUAUUUUUAACUUACCAUUCAUAAUUUCAAAGUCUAAAUGUCAGGAAGGAAAUUUAUAAUUUAUAAAAAUACCUCCUCUGAAAUGUUACUCUCAGAUUUCUAGAGGGCUCACUCAUUUGCAGCUGAGUAACUAUUGACAGGUUUAUCUACGGAGAAAUGAAUUUUUCCUACUUUUCUUUGUCUUUCUCUUUACCGCACAAUUUCUACAUGAUUCUAAAUCCUGCAAUAUCAGAAGUUUUAGUUUUUUUAUCGCUGUUUUCUUUAUGCCACAGUUCUUUUCCCUCACUGUUUCUUUUGGCAGAAGGGUUUUGUAUUAGACUUUCAAAACUAUUAUUUUGUUCAAUUUUACAAAAUUUUCGUCAAUUUUGCAAAAGAAUGUGAAAUUACCAUUUUGUUUAUUGCGUUCAUCAUGCUGGAUGCCAUUUACUCAAUUGCAAUUUCAACAAUUUCUCCCUUGCAUGUGAAAUUUCCCCAGCAACUGAUUUGGUCAAAAGAUGGAAAAAAGAGGUGAGAAUACAGUUCUAUCAGGACUUUUAUAAAGUCUCAUGUAACGAAAUGAAGAGAAGUUAUCAGUUUAAGAAUUAUAUCAAGAAACUAAAAUUGUCCAAUGACUGAAAUGGGGCACCUCUGUUUUUGCCGUUCUCAGUGACCAAGGUUGCAGAUCUCAACUUCUUACUGCCUUUAUUAUGUAAUGUUUUGUCCAUAUUAUUGUAAAUAGAUACAUCUAUGUUUAAGAACACUGGCAUUAUGCUCUGUGACUAUUUUUCGAUCAUUUGCAAUCAAGACUGGUAGUAAGAUACAACACUGUAUUUUAUCAGGCAUAACUUGGCAAUCCAAUUUCACCAGGAGAAUCCAAAAUAAGUUGCAUUGAGACAGGGAGAGUUAUCUCGCAAUUCAUAUCUUUUUAUUUCAAUUGGAAUGCUAAGUAUUGCUCCAAAUGAUGUACAUUGACGGUUGAACUCAAAAACCAUGUAUCUUUGCGCUGUUGUAGAUACCUAGUGAUAAUUAACUUUUUAAUUAAGGCAUUUUUGAUGAAAGGGAAUACAGCAAAAAGUGUGGUUUGAGAAAAACGCCUUUGAAAAUUCUGCACCUCCAAAGCCGUUAACCCGUUUGAACCUUUAGAAUCGGGUUUCAGGUACAUAUCGCUUUGAUCACUAUGAGCCAAAAUUUCAUGUACCUAUCUCACAACUAAACUUGAUUGGAAAUGACAAUUUUGAAAGAAGGAUCCAUAUCCAUCUCUAUUGUACAACGCUUUUACUGCAGAAUAUUGUUGGUGAAACAGCAAAAACUUGUAUCAUUCUUGAUUGGUUAUCUACGUCCUUCCUCUGAAAAAUGUCUCAAUUGGAAACCAUUCAAAAUUAUUUCUGGGAAAUUUUGGUGAAUUUUCUCCUCUUGCUUGAAGAAUAUUAUGUAUUAUUUGAAAAUUUCCAGGAAUGAUGUUGACUUAUCUCCCUCUGAAAAAUUAAAGCAUGAACGUAAAUACUAAAAAGCAGCAGUUGAGAUAUUUGGUUCCAAUGAGUAAGUAUUAACAUGCUAAUGAUAGUGUUGCCAAUGUCAUAGCGUUAAUUGAAGUUAUUUUCACGAAUUUCUGUACAAGUUAUUAUUUGAUGCAUUAUUGUUUAAAAAAUUAUUGUUGUUUAACUGUUGUAAACUUUAAAAAUUACAAGUUCCAAAAAAUAUAUUAUUUUAAAAUUAA